GCAAAAAGAGAAAUCCAUAUCCAUCUGUUAAAAGAUAACAUACCUAUCUACUCUGUAUCUCAUUAUAUUUUAAUUGACAUUUUCCUAUGUUGCUCACAUCGGUGUAACUUCUGAAGUACUUGACAAUCUGGUAGCUGUUACACUGGGUUUUUCCUGCAUUUAUGAUUAUUUCACAAAAUAGUUAUAUUCUAUUUACUGUUAGAGAAAAGGGAAGGGAGCCAAGAAAGCCUCCUGCCUGCUGUAUCAGUUUCUCUUGCACAUUUCAGUUUAUUACAGUAAUUUUCAUAUAUCACGAGUGUCAGCUUAGUCGGCAGCUAUCUCUCCCCCAAUCUUUUCAUGACAGUGCAGUUAAAGGCAAUCUCCCUGUAAGAAGCGCUGUUGAAGAGAGCGUGCUCUGAAGCAUAGGCUUGUUUCCUUCCCAAUUAAAGAGGCAAACUGUGCACCAUACUAACGUUCUGCUAGCUGCUCCCGAGGACUGCAAACAAUAGCUGUGCAGAGGAUUCAUCUUCAUCAGCUCUUCCUUCCAGGCAAGGCUUUAGCGCAGGAGGCAGUUUUCUUGCAAAGGGUUCAGAACUCAGCAACUGUACCAUGAGUGGUCGUCAAACAAAGGAGAUAGAAAUCAUUCAUUUUUGGAAUUGAGCAUAUGACUAGUGCUAUCUCUGGUGCAGAAGCUUGCCUGUUAAGCAUUUCUAGCUUUGGAUGGUAUUCAAGACUCAUUUUGCAGCAUGCCUCCACUGAUUUAAAAUUAACAACCAUGCAAAAAGUCUGAGCUGCAAAAGGCUGACUGAAUCAAUUGACUCAUUCCUUUUCACUAGUUAAUCUUAAAGAAGGCAUUUUUUCUUUUGUAUGUAAGGACACUUGGUUACUUAGGACACUUUAUGAUUUUAAGUGAAGACCUUGUGAAACAGCAAGGAAAACUGCUGACAUGCUUAUCAAGACCAUGCUCUUUUCUGCCCAGUUCACUGUUUGACUGUCACUCUUCAGUACAGCUGUGCUUUUGAAUAAGUACAUAUUAUCUGAGCAGCUCUGUCUUGAUGCUCCUGUGGGGACUUCACACAGUAAGAGUAGCAGCUGCCCAUAUCCAUUUUCCGGGUGCUCUGCAGAGACUGGAGAAGGGACUGAGGCUACCUCAAAGUGUAAGGGAAUUUUAAGGGAACAAUGCAAGUGUCUAUAGCUUGCACAGAGCAUAACUUGAAGGGUCGGAAUGGUGAGGACCGGUUGAUGACCAAACCCAGUUCUACUAGUCCGAAUGUUGUGAACGCGGCCAGGGCAAGGUUUCGGACCGUGGCUAUUAUUGCUCGCAGUUUGGGAUCAUUUACACCACAGCACCACAUUUCUUUGAAAGAGUCAACUGCAAAGCAGACUGGCAUGAAAUACCGGAAUCUUGGAAAAUCAGGACUUCGAGUUUCUUGCUUAGGCCUUGGAACGUGGGUCACAUUUGGUGGUCAGAUUUCUGACGAGGUCGCUGAAAAGCUGAUGACAAUCGCCUAUGAAAAUGGUGUAAACCUCUUCGAUACAGCUGAGGUCUAUGCUGCUGGCAAGGCUGAAGUAAUACUUGGCAACAUCAUCAAGAAAAAGGGUUGGAGGAGAUCCAGUUUGGUGAUAACAACAAAGCUGUACUGGGGAGGAAAAGCUGAAACAGAAAGAGGUCUUUCAAGGAAGCACAUUAUUGAAGGAUUAAAGGCUUCUCUUCAGAGACUGCAGCUCGAGUACGUGGAUGUUGUCUUCGCUAAUCGACCUGAUAACAACACCCCUAUGGAAGAGAUUGUCAGAGCAAUGACACAUGUCAUAAACCAGGGAAUGGCCAUGUACUGGGGAACAUCUCGUUGGAGUGCUAUGGAAAUCAUGGAGGCCUAUUCUGUAGCAAGACAGUUCAACAUGGUUCCACCGGUUUGUGAGCAAGCAGAAUAUCAUCUGUUCCAAAGAGAGAAGGUAGAAAUUCAGCUACCUGAGCUUUACCAUAAAAUAGGUGUUGGCGCUAUGACUUGGUCUCCUCUUGCCUGUGGCGUCAUUUCAGGAAAGUAUGAAAAUGGAGUACCUGAGAAUUCAAGAGCAUCACUAAAGUGUUACCAGUGGCUCAAAGACAAGAUAUUAAGUGAAGAAGGCAGGAAACAACAAAUUAAACUAAGGGAGCUGACACCGAUUGCAGAACGACUUGGGUGCACUUUGCCUCAGUUAGCAGUAGCCUGGUGUCUGAGAAAUGAAGGGGUGAGUUCGGUUCUUCUGGGAUCAUCCAAUCCAGAACAGCUGAUAGAAAAUCUUGGAGCCAUUCAGGUUCUUCCAAAGAUGACAUCACACAUUGUAAAUGAAAUGGACAGCAUCUUGGGGAACAAGCCAUAUAGCAAAAAGGACUACAGAUCGUAAUGUGAGGGAGGCUACACAACUGGUUGGGAUAGCAUGAAUCCUGUGCUGCCCCAUAUAGAGUACUGGACCAUUUCUGAUCAGUGUGGGAUGUCCAGAAAUGAGCUGCUCUGCCCACUGUGACCACUGUAUUUUUUCAGAGGUGCAUGUCAUUGCUGUAACAGUGUGCCUACCUUUAAAAGCACAUGUAACAAAUUAUUUUCUGCAAAGAAUCUUGUAUUUUCUUAUCUGUAAUAACUGUCAGUAAUUCCAGUCAACUGCUUCAUGUUUCUGAAGAUAUAAAGUACAGAUAAGGCUUACAACUAAAAUGAUACCUAAAAAUGCAUACAAGUAAUCAAGCAGAUGUGCAAGUUACUUUUGCAGAUAAGCAUUGCUGACAUAUGUUGAAUCCGGGAGAGGGUAUAUUUUAAUUUCUGCUUGCAUAUGAAAACAACAUUAAAAUUAAGGCAGAUAAUAUUACUAGUCCUGCAGAAACUGCAAUGAACCAUGGAAUAUAAGUUCCUGUUCUAGCUAUACCAUAACAUUAAAACUGCUUUACACUGCAACCUGAAUGCUACACUAGUGACUGAAAAUGCAAGAGAUUGAACGUGAUAUAUUUAGGUGUUCUACCCAAGUGCUCUGCUUUGAAGGCAGUAUGUAUAAAUGCACUGGAUAUGCUGAAAGUACUGUGAACUAAAAUUAGAAUAGUCAGUGAAACCCUAUAUUUUCAAUAUAAAAAGUUACAUGCAGGGAAUACAAGAAUUCAGUGAAUGCACCCUUACAGAAAGUUACUUUAAGACAAAAAUGUUUACUGCUGGUUUGCACAGGUAUUUUGAAAAGCCAUGGAAAUUAUUUUACAAGAUUGCAUCCCCCCUAUGAGACUGUCAAACAUGCAUUAAAUCUUAUAAUGUUCUAAACAUACAAUGAAUACACUUUUCAUGUGACACAUCAGGUUCUGAUUCAGGGAUGGUUAACUUUAGUGUCACUAAAAUCAGGGACUAAUUAAAGAUUUGUGGUAUUUGAAAUAUUAUCAUGAUAUUGCUAUACUAUUACCCUACCAAAUCAGGAGUCAUAGUGCAAUAAACAUUUUAAAAACUAGCACACUAUUUUCUUAAAGGAAUCAAGUAAUGCACAAUGUUGACUUCACCAUAUCACUGAAACAUACUAAUUAAUUCCUUGUUUUUCAGAAGCUUUUUAUCUUCUCAUUCAAGUAUUUUGUACUCUCUCGAUGAGCAUUUCAAUAUGCAAGUUUGUGUGUCCUGAAUGUAUACUAGGCAACACGUACAGUGGAACCAGGUUUUUAGUCAAAGGAUAUGUUCUAUGCAUGAUUUUAUUGCCAUGUGUUUUGAAUCAGUAUUAUCAAGGUAGGGCAUUAUUAAAGCCAUUUGUAUUUACAAAUCACCCUACAAUUGCUUGCGUUUCGUUGAAAGUAUGAGUAAAGACAAUUUUAAGUUAUCAUCUCCUAUUCCAGCACAAUACACACACACACACACACACACACACACACACACACACACACACACACACACACACACACACACACACACACACACACACGCACACACACACACACACACAGACACACACACACUACGUAAAAAAGUGCUCAGAUGUUCCUUGUUGCAUAUUAUUGCAUUUCCCUUUAAUUUUGUAUACAUAGUUAAGAAACCUUCAGAAUGAAAUAAUGAAGCAACCUUUGCAUGUUUAAAUUAUAAGAGAGACGUACUACUUUUUUUCCUCUUUGUAUGUGGCAUUUUACACCUCUCUUGGAACAUGUAAUUUCUGCUAUGAAAAGAGUUUCUGAGUAGGAAAUGAAAGCAACAUUUCUGGAUGCGUCUACUGUUAAAUAAAGAAUGUAUAUUCUGCUAAAUAAACAAGUGAUGAAUGUC
Molecule: messenger RNA, 4229 nt
Organism: Protopterus annectens (West African lungfish)
Lineage: Eukaryota; Metazoa; Chordata; Ceratodontiformes; Protopteridae
Gene: KCNAB1
Product: potassium voltage-gated channel subfamily A regulatory beta subunit 1
Exons: 14
Coding region: 1159-2364 (401 amino acids)
Biological process (GO): negative regulation of delayed rectifier potassium channel activity; transmembrane transport; potassium ion transport
Cellular component (GO): extrinsic component of cytoplasmic side of plasma membrane; voltage-gated potassium channel complex; membrane
Molecular function (GO): potassium channel regulator activity; voltage-gated potassium channel activity; transmembrane transporter binding
Source: RefSeq, a predicted model, not a curated record